UUCCGAGUUCACUCCUGGUUCCCGGAAGUCAACUACUUGGCUGCCACAUGGCGGCGCUCCACUCGGUCGUAGGACGGGUAGGAGAGGAGUGAGACGAGCCCCGCCAGACGGUGAUGCCCCGGCUACCUCGAUAUCCCCACCAACUACUGAACGGAAUAAGAAGAACUUGCGAACAUCUGACCACAUGAUAAGACCGAGCUCUAAUCGGACACCAAACAGUGGGCGUCUGAGUGUGAAGAGGGAAUCACCAUAUGCUCGGCUCCCAUCUAUAAGCAAACGGAAUAGUCAUUCAAAAGGUCGGGGACGAUCUGCUCGGACUGAUGCUGAAUGGAUAGAGGUUGAGGUGACGAGAAACACGGAAACAGGGGGCGAUCGACGAUACGUGGUUGGUAAACUUCUUAUUCAAGAGGGGCAGCCUCCUCGAGCAAUCCAUGAGGCCGUUAUGGCAUUCAGCCAGAAGCACAGACUAAAGGCAUCGGAGAUAGUCGAAUUGCACAAAGUGUUGAAGCAUAAAUUGGAUACGAAAGAUUAUGACGAUAUCCCCGCAGAGAGCGAUAAACUCCAAGAGUGUCCAAUAUCUUCUCCAUGCCUAGAAAACUCCACACCGCCUCACGUCAAUGCGGGCGUAGAUCCCAAUGGCAAACCUCCCUUCUCAAGCCCAAGACCGUCCCACCUCCACUCUCCCUCGGCUUCUAUCGAAUCGCCCACCGAGGCUGCCGCUAUCCCGGGAAAUGCAGCAAGUGCGCCAAAUGACUGCGAGCUGAGUUUCGGCAGCAGUUCCAGUCUGGAGGAGAAUCUCCAUCGAUUUGAUCAAUCGAGUCUCGAAGGAGCAGCCAAUCCGCAAGGGACAUCCUCUGCUUGAUUGUUUUAUUUAUCAUUGCCUUUCACAGCCUUCGUUAAUUAAGCUUAUACGUCGCACUAUUUCAUAAUG
Messenger RNA from Perkinsus marinus ATCC 50983, 931 nucleotides. RefSeq lists its product as hypothetical. Lineage: Eukaryota; Perkinsozoa; Perkinsida; Perkinsidae. The annotation marks the transcript as partial. The transcript has 5 exons. The record is from RefSeq and is a predicted model, not a curated record.